Molecule: messenger RNA, 1020 nt
Organism: Brassica oleracea var. oleracea
Lineage: Eukaryota; Viridiplantae; Streptophyta; Magnoliopsida; Brassicales; Brassicaceae
Exons: 2
Coding region: 371-769 (132 amino acids)
Source: RefSeq, a predicted model, not a curated record
UAAACCAAACACCAAUCUCUCACACUCUUUCAACUUUUCCAAUAGCACACAAAGAAACUCCAAAUUUAUGAUUUUUUGUCAGAACUUUUUCCCAUUAAUUUAUUUCAGACCCAAGAAGGGAUCUCUCACCGUUCAAUAUCAAGCAGUACUUUUUACGUGACGUUGUUGGUGCGACCAAUCUCUCUGCAACACACACAUGCUCUCGUUUUAAACUCAUUCAUUGAUCAACAACCUCUCUACUCUACCUCUACUCAGAAGAAAGAUAAAGUUAAAAAGUGCAAAUUAAACUUCAUCUCUUUCUAUUGUCUUUUUCAUCCGGAUCUUGAGCACACAUACAUACAUACAUACAUACAUACAUACAUACAUACAUAUGGCUUGUAUGCUGAGCUGCUCUCACGGAGUCGUAAUCGCUACCGCCAUGGUUUUCUCAAGCACUGCUCUGUUUCUGGCGAUUUCCCGCCAAUUCUCUACCAACCAAACAUCAGAUCUCCAUGAUCAACAGAUCCUCCGCUCAUGUCUUUCUUCAGAGGAAAAAAAGAAACAGAGGAAGAAGAGGAAGAAGGUGAAAUUUGCAGAGGAUGUGAAGGAGCCGAAAGGGAACGGUGAAGAGUAUCGCAAGAGAGAGCAUCUCCGGAGAAUCGUACCGGAACCGGUGAUUGAACCGGAGAAGACCGGUUCGGUUUGUAGAAACGACAUGCCUGCUAACAGGAUGGCUCUGUACAAUGGGAUUCUUAGAGACAGAGAUCAUAGACUUCAGUGCUCCUAUUGACUUCUUUUUUUUUUACUUCUUAGUCAAGAAAAAUGCUGAAAAUAUUAUAAAAAAUAGUUUUCUUUUAAUUUCGGAAGAAACAUGUCUGUAUGGCAAUUAUUGUAGUAGCUCACUUUUUCCUAUUAGCUUUUUCUGUGUAUUGUAUGUAAUUUUCUUCUAAGAAACGGUGUAAAUUAUUAUUUUUAUUUUUAUUUUUUUUGGUAACGGUGUAAAUUAUUGAUAUCUAAAAUAGAGCUUUUUACUUUUUACCC